This is a messenger RNA of Mizuhopecten yessoensis (Yesso scallop), 3424 nucleotides long. RefSeq names its product cyclin-dependent kinase 14-like. The transcript has 5 exons. The coding region runs from base 35 to 331 and encodes 98 amino acids. NCBI's taxonomy places the organism in Eukaryota, Metazoa, Mollusca, Bivalvia, Pectinida, Pectinidae. The record is from RefSeq and is a predicted model, not a curated record.
CCACUACAACCUCAAAAAGUUUGUGUUGUACCCAAUGGCCUGCCCCCUGGACACAGUCAUCCCUAAGUUAGGGUUCAUUCCACAUGCCACAUGUCUUGCCUCAAAAUUCCUACAGAUGGAUCCGUUUCGGAGGAUUCCAGCCCAGAAGGCCAUGCAUGCAGAGUACUUUGCGGAUCUGCCACCUAAGAUUUAUGAACUUCCAGAUGUGGCCUCCAUUUUUAACAUUCCGGGAUUAAAGCUCCUACCCGAACUAGAUGAACUAAUCGCCCCGACCAUUUCUCCCAACCGACCCAAAGAACGGACCCGAAUACGAACCACACUCAAAGUGUAAUCUCGUUACAGAAGCGUGACUGCAGGACGGGAGAAUGUGUGACUAUAUAUAUGCUGUUAUAUGCAAGAAGGUGUACUGCAUCCUGUCGUCCCCUGAUGUCGUACAGACUCGAAUCUACAUUGCUCUCAUCGCCACAUUCCUCCGUCUAUAUUGAUGUCUGGAGGUGUCAUCGCUCUCAUCGCCACAUUCCUCCGUCUAUAUUGAUGUCUGGAGGUGUCAUCGCUCUCAUGGCCACAUUCCUCCGUCUAUAUUGAUGUCUGGAGGUGUCAUCGCUCUCAUGGCCACAUUCCUCCGUCUAUAUUGAUGUCUGGAGGUGUCAUCGCUCUCAUGGCCACAUUCCUCCGUCUAUAUUGAUGUCUGGAGGUGUCAUUGCUGCUCAUCUCCUAAACCUGUCAUCUACAUCGUGUAGUUAAUUGAUAUUUGUGAUUUCCAUCAUCGCCAAUCAUCGCCACAUCUUUGCAUGCCAGAGUCUGGAUGUUUCUUCCGGUGUUUCACGUAGACUAGACCAGAAACAUGGCAUGCUCUGCUGAGUAUGUCAUGGUAUGUCGUCGUAUGUCGUCGUAUGUGUAAAGGUGUUUCAUGAUUCUGUCUGCUAACAUGGUUUUGUACAGACAGUUUUUAUGUUGGCAUUAUUUUGUAUUGUGACCUUCAUUCUUAUUGGAAGAAUUGUAUGUAACCCGAUUCUCAUUUGUAACCUGUAUUCUCAUUGGUCCAUAGGUGGUCACCUGACUAGGAUCCCUGUCUGUAUUAUGUGUAACGUAGUCGGCACAUUCUUCAGACAUAAGUGAUUUAUCAUCAGAGCCAGCAAGAUUUUGUGAGUCAUGCUGGACAGUUAUCUUUUACAUGUUUAACUGAAAUGCAUAAAAUUAUUUUUUAUUCUGAAAUGUUUAAGUUAUUUAUAAUAACUGGUUUACAUUAUUAAAGCAAAUGUUACUUGAAAGUUUUGAAGAAUCAUUUCACAUUUAUAACAGAAAAUAUGAACCGGGUUUAGAAAUAUUUUCAAAUAAAAAAAUAUAUAACAAUUUAUUUGUCAAAAUGAUGAAUUGAAGCUAUAUGUACCUUACUGCUAUAGGCAUAUCUGUUACAAAAGAGUUCUGCACGAAACUAGGCAUCUUUGGUUUGAACUUGCCAAUUAAUAGCGACGAUUUGUUGAGACUUAUUCUGGGGAGCCGUUUCAUUCCACUUACAGAUUUUUGUCACAGUAUUGAUAUUCCUUUUCGGUUUAUUCAUGCUUUUGAAUUGAGGUAAGCCAGUGUCUAAUUUUAUCAAAAAUUUGUUUUCCAAUAUGAAUAUUUUGGGAAGGCAAGAAGUAAAGUAAAACAUCAACUCUAGGUUUAAAUCACAGUUACUGACUGAAAACAAAGGGAUACACAAUCAGGACUGUAACACGAAAUGUUUGUGGGUACUUUCCUUCGUGGUAUGAAGCCAUUUAGAUCGUUUCGUGGUACAAACUUUCGUGGAUAUCCUAUAUUAACAAACAGUAGACACGUAUAUCAUUCAAAUUCGUUGUAUUUAUUUUCGUGGUUCAAUAGCAGCCACAAAACCAAAAAGGUUUAUUCACAACGAACAUGUCAUGUUAUAUAGUAUGUGAUACUGUAGUCAGUUAGUUCUAAACUUCUAGGUAAAUAAUUGGAAAUCUUUUCAGGGGAGAUAAUCCAGCACAAAUCCCAGUUACAUGAACAUCUAUCCUUUAUAAAUGUUAUGUGCCAGCCUAUAGAAUUGGUGACUGUAUUUUGUCAUUGAGGUGGUUAAUUGUUAUAUGAGUUAUACUUCCUACAGAGACCUUAAUCACCAAAGAGAUUGCUAUGUGAUUUAAAAUAAAAAUGUUUGUAUUUUUAAAGAUAUAUUUUAGCUUAAGAAGUGAUAUUUUAGCUGAAGAAGUGAAAUCAAAUGAAAGAAGAAUCAAAUUAAACAUUAAUUAAUUUUGUUUGUAGUUUAUUAAUUGCAUUUUCCCCAUUUCUCAUUUGUUUAUACUGUAACUAAUGUAGUACUGAUGAGUCCUUGUAUAAAUCAGUUUUUGGUAAUUUUACAAUUUUUUAUCUGAAAGUAAGUAAAGUGAAAAAGCAGAAUAUUUGUACAAUUUUCAAGUCAAUAUUUUUGCCUUUUAAUGAGGUUAAGUCACUUCGUUCACAGUAAACAUGUCGGACAAUGUAUUCAUGGUAGUGGUCCACACAAGAUUUAAUAAUUGUUUCCAGUCAUCAAAGUCACUGUCCAUGUUAUCUGUAACCAUGGCAACUGUUCCUGUAUACCUUAACAAAGUUGACUGUCCAUGUUAUCUGUAACCGUGGUAACUGUUCCCGUAUACCUUAACAAAGACGACUGUCAGUGUUUACUGUUACAGUGGUAACUGUUCCCGUAUACCUUAGCAAAGUUGACUGUCCAUGUUAUCUGUAACCAUGGCAACUGUUCCCGUGUACCUUAACAAAGACGACUGUCAGUGUUUACUGUUACCGUGGUAACUGUUCCCGUAUACCUUAACAAAGACCACUGUCAGUGUUUACUGUUACCGUGGUAACUGUUCCGGUAUACCUUAACAAAGACGACUGUCAGUGUUUACUGUAACCACAGUAAUUUAUUUCCAUGUACAAUUAAUAAGAGAAAUGUCCCUUUUAUUUCGUCGAAGGUGACUGUCCUGUAUACGGUAACCAUGGCACCAAUAUAUUUAGUCAUGACAAGAAUUCCUAGUCCGAGUUUACACUGUCUUUGUAUGUAGUGGUUCAUUAGCUGCUGAUGACAUUUUUGCAUCCUUUUUAUUUUUCUUGCUUACUAGAGAUUUUAUUAUUAGUGCUCUGCUGUGAUUUAUUUACUUAAAGUGGCAAUAUUUGUUUCUUACCGUCAGUAUUGUGUACAGGUUAUACAUGUGAUAAAAUAUGUCCUAGUUGUAUCAACCAUUAUAAACCAAAAUCAAAACCAGCCACAGUACACCAAGGUGAUCUGACAGUCAUCUUUUUAUGUGUCUGAAUCGCUCAAAAAGUGAUUUGUUUUUAUGAAUGAAUGAUGAUCUGUUGUACCAAUGGAGGAUUUUUAGGUCACCUGAGACAAAGUCUCAAGUGACCUAUUGCGAUCGCCUUUUGUCCGUCGUCGUCCGUCGUG